This is a messenger RNA of Bursaphelenchus okinawaensis, 672 nucleotides long. Lineage: Eukaryota; Metazoa; Nematoda; Chromadorea; Rhabditida; Aphelenchoididae. The record is from the annotation of a GenBank genome assembly.
AUGAACAGAAAAUUGCCUGUUCAGUUGAUUAUCAAAAGGUUUCAACACGGUACCAAUCAACCGAGUGGAACUACUGGUAUUGAGCAUGCGUUGAAGUUUAAACAACUUGGUCAGAGCCAUAAACAGGACCCAAAACUUUACAAAUGCGACGAAUACUUGAACUUCAACAAAUACUCGUUCUAUGACAGCGAGGUAUGUGGUUUUUGAUUGGUUUUUUGAUUUUUAGGUAUGGAAAUGGCUUUGAAGUGCUGGGCAUUACUCUUGAAUUGAGUUUUGGAGUCUUUUAAGUAUGGUUUUAGCUGUUUUUGGGCGUAAUCUUUAAAAGAUUUUGGUAUAUUUAACGAUUAAGUUGCUAUAGGUAUUAAAAAUAGUGGUUAACUGGUUUUGGUUAUAACUUUUUUGAAUUGGUUGAUAGAUGCAUGAAAUUUGGCGUUGAGGUGGAUUAUCUUCUUGGCUGGCUAAUUUGAAAAAGGAUUUUCAAAAUUUACAAAAUUGUGGAAGUUAUUGUGUUUUUACUGAACAUCUAUACCUUCAUAAUUGUUAUCGAAUUUUAAUGAAAAACUGAUAACAAAAUCCUUUAUAUUAUGCCAUUUUUAGAACAAUAUCAAUCCUCAUCGUGUUCCCCAGCCAAGUAACAAGAAGCCCGAUUUGGAGCCCAAAGUUCGUGCCUAG